Molecule: messenger RNA, 1863 nt
Organism: Menidia menidia (Atlantic silverside)
Lineage: Eukaryota; Metazoa; Chordata; Actinopteri; Atheriniformes; Atherinopsidae
Source: the annotation of a GenBank genome assembly
AUGGAAGGGAAAGGUCCUUAUCGCAUCUAUGAUCCAGGUGGGAGUGAAGUCAAGGCCAGAGAAGAGGCCGUUGGGGGAAGCAGCUAUCGACAGCUGCUGGAGGAGAACAGCAUACUGAGGGAGCGGAUGAAGGGACUUAAGAGCUUAGGUGAUUUACUGGAAGAGUCUCAGUCGGAGGCAUCAAGACUUCGGCAGCGAGUAGAGGAACUUGUGAGAGACAAUGAAGCCUUAAAAUCCUCCAACUUUGCCGGCAGCCUGUGUAUGGGAGGGCCAGUUCCCACUGACACACAAGGCAAACCCUGUUUAAACCCAACUGCAGAGAAGGAGGAGCAAACAAGUUGUUUAGGGAAGACGCUUCAGUCUGAGAAGCCCAAUGACGCCUUAUCAGAGUUUGAGGGGAUGAUUGUGGAGGGAAAGAACUCAGAUGUCUUGACUGCUGGGUCAGUGGCAGGAGCAGCCCCUCUCCUCCCUCAGGAGAACAACGAGCUCGCGAGCCAGCUGAAGAGACUGGAAAGCUCGUUCAGCAUAUUUGCGGAGGAGUCCAACCCAAAUCAGCUCUUAGCCCACCUUGGCCGCAUGGCUGUAGAGUUUCACCACCUCUCCUCUAAGGUCCAAAAGAAUGAACAGCGGACCUCCCUCCUACAGACUCUUUGUGAGCAGCUCAGACAGGAGAACAAUGAACUUCGAAAGAAAAUGGAAGAAGACCAUCAUAUCAGGAAUCGAGACCUGGAACAGCUGAGGCAGGAGAAUCAGAAACUUAAGGAGCUGGUCACAGGAGGAGCAGCAGCAGCACCAUCGACAGCGGCGCCAUCUGAUACUGAGACUCCCGAGGCCAAAGACGAGCAAGUAAAGGAGGAAUCAGCUGCUGUCCGACCUAAAAUGGAGGCUUCCACACCGCAGAAGAGUGGAAAAGCUGCAGAGAAAACCCCAACCAAGCCAUGUGAUGUAGAGGUGUAUGAAAAGAAGAUCAAGCUUUUAGAGAAGCAGAGAAAGGAUGUUCUGGAGGUGAACAAGCAGUGGGACAUUCAGUGGAACUCCAUGAAGUCACAGUUUGAGCAGAAGAUCACAGACCUCAGGCAACGGCUGGCUGAGUCCCAGAAAACUGUGCUGGAGCUGGAGGCCGAGCGGGAGCAGAGGCAGCGCGACUAUGACAAAAAACUCCUUCUGGCCAAAUCCAAGAUCGAGAACGUACAGGGGGAGAAGGAGUGUCUAAACUCUGAGACUACUGAACUGAAGCAGAAGGUUCGAUACCUUCAAGAUCAGCUGCUUCCUCUCAGCAAGCAGAGGGAGUACCAGGAGAAGGAGAUCCAGCGGCUCAACAGGGCCUUAGAGGAAGCCUUAAACCUGCACUCCCCUUCAUCUGCCCAACAACCACCUGGCCAGGGGAACUUUGCAGAUGCAGCAAAUAACUUUAAAAAACAAGAACUUCUAACUCAAAUUGCUGUACUAAAAGAACAGGUAAAAAUCUUUGAGGAGGACUUUAGAAAAGAAAGAAGUGACAGGGAGCGAAUGAAUGAGGAAAAGGAAGAUUUGAGGCGGCAAGUCGAGAGACUCCAGGGUCAGAUUACUAAUUUGACCAAUCAGCUUCAUCAGGCACAGAAUGAGUGUCAGAGGGAACGUACAGAGCGGUGUAAGCUGGAGAGACUCCAGAUGCAGCAUCACAAACAGUUGAAUGAGUUUGUAAACAAAUCGGCACAAGAGCAUCGCUCCAGGCAGCUGCCUCUGGGUGCUUUGUGGACCAGCAGGCGUACUCUGGGUGGGAGGCAGUGGAGGGUCUACAGUGGCCCCCUCCUGGACAUGGCGGCUGCAGCUGGCUGGGAGCUGCAGGCGUGCACCGAUCGGGGAUCACAUGCGUACUUGUGA